This is a messenger RNA of Colletotrichum spaethianum, 1167 nucleotides long. RefSeq names its product mitochondrial nicotinamide adenine dinucleotide transporter 2. Gene Ontology annotation, biological process: pyrimidine nucleotide import into mitochondrion. Gene Ontology annotation, cellular component: mitochondrion. Gene Ontology annotation, molecular function: pyrimidine nucleotide transmembrane transporter activity. Bases 1 to 1167 code for a protein of 388 amino acids. Lineage: Eukaryota; Fungi; Ascomycota; Sordariomycetes; Glomerellales; Glomerellaceae. The transcript is spliced from 2 exons. The record is from RefSeq and is a predicted model, not a curated record.
AUGCCCGCGAACGAGACUAUCACUGCCUUUGAAAGGUGGGCCGCCGGCGCCUCCGACGCCCAAUUCAACGCGCUUUCCGGCGCCGUAGGAGGCUUCACUUCGGGCGUUGUUACAUGUCCGCUCGACGUUAUCAAGACCAAGCUGCAAGCACAGGGUGGUUUCAAUCCUGUUGAGAAAGGAAGACAUGUUGGACACCCGAAACUCUACAAUGGCCUGCUGGGUACCGCCCGCGUGAUCUGGAAAGAAGAGGGCAUACGCGGCAUGUAUCGGGGGCUCGGCCCGAUAGUACUGGGUUAUUUGCCCACCUGGGCAGUGUGGUUUACCGUCUACAAUAAGAGCAAGGACUGGUUGAAGCACCGCCAUGAAAACACGGUGUUGAUCAAUUUUUGGUCAUCUAUCAUAGCUGGUGCCAGUAGCACCAUCGUCACGAACCCUAUCUGGGUCAUCAAGACUCGCCUGAUGUCGCAGAGCGUUGCACACGACCCAGGCAAGCAUUACUCUCAGUUUCCGAGAUCGGGCAACACUCCGACUUCCAGACCGACAAUGCACAGCUCGUGGCAUUACCGGUCGACGAUGGACGCGGCACGCAAGAUGUACACUUCGGAGGGCGUCCUUUCAUUCUACUCGGGCCUUACCCCGGCUCUGCUGGGACUCACCCAUGUGGCCGUUCAGUUCCCGGCGUACGAGUACCUAAAGACGAAGUUUACCGGCCAGGGCAUGGGAGAGCCGACCCAGGGCGACACACAAGAAUCACAAUGGGUAGGAGUGUUGGGUGCUUCGAUAUUGUCGAAGAUUAUGGCGAGUAGCGCGACCUACCCACACGAAGUCAUCCGCACGAGGCUGCAGACGCAACGAAAACCUGUAGGGGGAGCCGAGUAUCUUCAGGGCCUGGGAAUCAAGGUGCCCGCCUCCAUGACCGGAGAGGAUGGCAAAAAGCAGCAGUUGUUAGCACCAAAAUACCGCGGCGUGGUCAGCACCUUCCGGACAAUCCUCAAAGAGGAGGGAUGGAGGGCCUUCUACGCCGGCAUGGGCACUAACAUGAUGCGAGCGGUGCCGGCCGCGACAGUGACGAUGCUGACAUACGAGUACGUGAUGAAGCAUUUGAACCACGCGAGAGCUGAGGGCAAGAGGAAGCUGGGAAGGGACAGCACACCUGCUGAUCCCUGA